UUUUCGUUUAUUUAGGAAACGUCAGGAACUUGCGAAGGAGAGAUAUUUGAUUAUUUUUUACAUUUCGGUAUUAUUAUUUAGUACUUUUGUUCUAGUUACUGCAGGGAAAACAAUUUUUCUGCAAAUUUCUAAUUGUUUAUCCAGUUAAGAUAUGGCUGGGUCUGCAUUAAGACGUCUUAUGGCGGAAUACAAACAACUAACUUUAAAUCCUCCUGAAGGUAUAAUUGCUGGUCCUGUCAAUGAAGAAAAUUUUUUUGAAUGGGAAGCUUUAAUCACCGGCCCUGAAGGGACUUGUUUCGAAGGAGGCGUAUUUCCUGCAAAAUUAAUAUUCCCUUCUGAUUACCCUCUUAGUCCUCCCAAAAUGCAAUUUAGCUGUGAAAUGUUUCAUCCUAAUAUAUACCCUGAUGGCCGAGUGUGCAUUUCAAUUCUUCAUGCACCAGGUGAUGACCCCAUGGGUUAUGAAUCUUCGGCGGAAAGGUGGAGUCCAGUGCAAAGUGUUGAAAAAAUUCUUUUAUCUGUUGUGUCCAUGUUAGCAGAGCCGAACGAUGAAAGUGGAGCAAAUGUUGAUGCCGCUAAAAUGUGGCGAGAAGAUAGAGAACAAUUUAAUAGAAUAGCAGAUCGCUUGGUUCGUAAAUCUCUAGGCUUAACUAGUUAAAUUGCUUCACCUCUUUUUCAAUUCUGUAAAUUUAAGAGACAUUCCUCCACAGUUCACAUAUAUAUGUAAAUAAAUUUAUUGAUAUUAAA
Stegodyphus dumicola is the source of this 744-nucleotide messenger RNA. It is a transcript of the gene Ubc7, whose product is annotated as ubiquitin conjugating enzyme 7. The record is from RefSeq and is a predicted model, not a curated record. Lineage: Eukaryota; Metazoa; Arthropoda; Arachnida; Araneae; Eresidae.